Messenger RNA from Owenia fusiformis, 868 nucleotides. The record is from the annotation of a GenBank genome assembly. Lineage: Eukaryota; Metazoa; Annelida; Polychaeta; Sabellida; Oweniidae.
GGAGGUGUUUUCAACAGGUACCAGGAACUAUAUUCACUCAAUAUCAGCCAAAAUGGCCAUAUGGAAACAAUACAUAACGACUCAUUCAAUGGACUGGAAUCUUUAGAGCACCUAGAUCUGCAAUAUCUUACAAGCUUGAAGAACAGGUCCUCUUGAGAUUAAGAUCAUUACCGAUGAACUGUACCUUGGAUUAUUUAAAUCUCAAACAUGUCAAUGAAGUCACUGAUUUUGAAGUUCUAUCAUUGCCGAUGUUGAAGGUUUUAAAAAGGCUGAAAGUAAAAGUGCUGAUUCUGGAUGAGAAUCGUAUUGUUUCUAUUCGUCCUGGUUACUCAGAGUAUUUAUUUUCAGUAAAAUAUUUCUCCUUAAGAAGGAACUACAUUCAUCAUAAUACUAUCCUUUUUGGUCAUGUUAUGGAUUUCCUUCUAAUGUACAACAUGAAGGUCUUGGAUCUAGCAGAGAAUUCACAAAUACUUUCUAGAAAUAAACCGCCAUCAAACAGGACAUCUACACAUAUUUGUGUACCAUUACCACGAGACAUAGAAGAAAUCUAUGUCAAAAAUUUACAGUUCACAUUUGAUUACAUUCUGUAUGUCAAUGGUCUUUGCUUUGCACAGCCUAAUAAACUGCGUAUAUUUGACUUGACAGGAACAUCAUUCUGGGGAUAUGGAAAGCCAAUUAAAGGUUUGAAUUCUCUUAAAUAUCUCAACUUUCAAAAGGCAAAAGUCAAAUUUAUGGACCCUGAAACAUUCAACUGUAAAUAUUUCCCUGCAAUGGAAACUUUACUUCUUGGUGACCUUGACUUAUCUCCAACAUUUGGAAGCACUGACAAACAUUCACUUAUUUUUCAAAAUUGUUCCAAAAUGGUCAC